Messenger RNA from Sorghum bicolor (sorghum), 1113 nucleotides. RefSeq lists its product as uncharacterized. Bases 20 to 1084 code for a protein of 354 amino acids. The record is from RefSeq and is a predicted model, not a curated record. The transcript has a single exon. Lineage: Eukaryota; Viridiplantae; Streptophyta; Magnoliopsida; Poales; Poaceae.
GCUUUUGUUCGUUGAGCUUAUGGGCAUGGAGGUUGAACUGCAGCCAGGAAACGGUCAUGUGGCUGAAAGAACCAUGAGUCAGAAAGAACCGCAGCAACAAGGAGACCAAACGCCAAGCGGUACUGAUGAGGCAGAGCUUGUGUGGAAGCUGCGGAAGUACUUGAUGCUACUGGCAAUUCUUUCUGCAACUAUCACCUACCAGGCAGGACUUGCCCCACCAGGUGGCCUCUGGCUAGAUAACCAGCAUGGCCAUCUUGCCAGCGAUAUUGUCCUGCAAUCUACUUAUCCAAAGCGGUAUAAGGUAUUCUUCUACUGCAACUCGACAGCAUUCAUGGCAUCUCUGAUUGUUUUGAUCUUGCUCUUAGUAAGGAAGCUCAGCUGCAAUGCAAUUUGGCUCCGCUCGCUGCAUUUUGCGAUGUUACUCAACCUGCUCGGGCUUAUGGGGGCCUACGCUGCAGGCAGCUGUAGGCAAAUCAGAACAUCCUUGUAUACUUGGGUGCUGCUUGUUGGUGUCUUCACAUACAUUGUACUUCAUGUUGUGUUCUUCCGGCAUCUAGCAUCUCCAUGGCUUCAACAAACUUUGAUGGAUGUUCAGAGGUCCUGCAAUGAUUCUCUAGCACGCAUGUUCAGCAAAAGUCAGAGCAUAAAAGAUGAUGAGCCAGAUGCUUCUGUCCAAGAAAAAAAGGAAGAACUGGAGCAGAAACGCAGCUUGUUGCUGGUUCUUGCCACAUUGUCAACGACAGUAACAUAUGCUGCAGGGCUAAACCCACCAGGUGGAUUCUGGCCUGACAGCAGUGCUAGCCAUCUCGCUGGUGACCCAGCACUCCGAGACCACUACCCCAGUCGCUUCAAGGCCUUCAUGGUGUGCAAUGACACAGCUUUCGCUGGAUCCCUUGUCAUUAUCAUCAUGCUUCUCAGCAACACGGCAGUGGAUCAUGUUGUAAAGUCGAAUGCACUUCGUCUGUGUGUUCUUGUGAGCCUAUUUGGCCUUAUGGCUGCUUAUGCUGCAGGGAAGUCCAUACAUCUAUAUAUGUGUUCACCCUUGUCGCUGCUAUCCUACUAUACCUCGUCAUUCAGUGGAUAGCACCUAUUCUGCCCAGACCAGAGUUUGUC